UUUAACACUAGCUCAUUUCUGUUGUGCAACUUAUAGAAACUGCAGAGAAUAGGCAAAAUGAAUGGGAACUGCGAGCCUUCCCACGCGGAUGUGGACUUUAUGUUUACUUCUGAGUCUGUGGGAGAGGGGCAUCCGGAUAAAAUAUGUGACCAAAUCAGUGACGCUGUGCUAGAUGCCCACCUCAAGCAGGAUCCUGACGCAAAAGUGGCCUGUGAGACAGUGUGCAAGACAGGCAUGGUGCUGCUGUGCGGUGAAAUCACGUCUCGGGCCAAUGUUGACUACCAGAAAAUUGUGAGAGAGACCAUUAGACACAUUGGCUAUGACAACUCUGAAAAGGGUUUUGACUAUAAGACCUGCAAUGUGCUGGUGGCUUUGGAGCAGCAGUCUCCUGAUAUCGCACAAGGAGUUCACAUCGACCGCCCAGAGAGUGAAAUCGGAGCAGGAGACCAGGGUCUAAUGUUUGGAUAUGCCACAGAUGAGACCGAGGAGUGCAUGCCCCUCACCAUUGUCCUGGCUCACAAACUGAAUGCCAAAAUGGCCGAACUGAGACGCAAUGGGACAGUGCCCUGGCUCCGACCAGAUUCCAAAACACAGGUGACAGUUCACUACACCCAACAGGACGGGGCGGUAAUCCCCAAAAGAGUCCACACUAUCGUGAUCUCAGUCCAGCAUGACGACUAUGUGAGCCUGGAGGAGCAGAAGCAGGUCCUGAAGGAGAAGGUGAUCAAAGCGGUGGUCCCGGCCAAAUACCUGGACCAGGACACCAUCUACCACCUGCAGCCCAGCGGCCGCUUUGUUAUUGGAGGGCCACAGGGUGAUGCAGGUGUGACUGGGAGGAAAAUCAUUGUCGACACAUACGGAGGCUGGGGGGCUCAUGGUGGAGGGGCCUUCUCUGGGAAGGACUACACCAAAGUGGACCGGUCUGCGGCCUAUGCGGCUCGAUGGGUCGCCAAGUCUCUGGUCAAAGCCAAACUCUGCAGGAGGGUCCUAGUUCAGGUGGCCUAUGCCAUUGGAGUGGCCCAUCCUCUGUCCAUCUCUUUGUUCACCUUUGGCUCAUCUCAGAAAACUGAGAAGGAGCUGCUGCAGAUUGUUCACAAAAACUUUGAUCUGAGACCUGGAGUCAUCGUCAGGGACCUGGACUUGAAGAGGCCAAUCUACCAAAGAACAGCCAGUUACGGUCAUUUUGGGAGAAAGGACUUCCCCUGGGAGGUGCCGAAGAACCUGGUGUACUAAAAUGUGCAUGUGAGAGUGCUACUGUACUGUAAACAGAUCUGUGUAACUCGGUAAGGGGCAGCUGCAGUGGACAGUGGGAUGGGCAUCGGGUGCGGGACAGGUUUGAGGCAGUUUUUAAGAGCAAAUGAAGUGUCAUCUUUAUUUAUGACUUUCCCUUACUACCAGUGGCAACAAGAAAUCUGAGCACUACCAUAUUUUUGGUACAACGAAGGUAAAUCCUAUGCAUGCAGUUUGUGUCAAAUUUAGAGAAAGUUGUUUUGCUGAUGGUGCACGGCUAUGACCAAAACCCUAGUUAGUAUAGCCAUUCUGAUAAAAUAGUAUGCACCCACUGGUCAUGUUAUUAGCUAUAUCUGAUGCCUUACUGUUGCAAUGCCUUAUUUAAAUUGAAAACCCCAUUGUAGUAUAUUAAUAUAUUUACUUACUGUUAAAGGUAAACCUGCUAAAUUUCACUUAAGAGGGGUCUAAGCAUCCGGUGGGAAGCAGUUCUGUGACAAAAAUAUUUUGAUGAUUCCAUAGUCGACAAAAUUACUUAACUAUUAGCUGCUCACCUGAAGUGUCUGAUAAAAUGGCCAAAUGAUGGCAGCAUGAAUAUUCAACAUAGUAUAUAGAGUUUACUCAA
Molecule: messenger RNA, 1852 nt
Organism: Periophthalmus magnuspinnatus
Lineage: Eukaryota; Metazoa; Chordata; Actinopteri; Gobiiformes; Gobiidae
Product: S-adenosylmethionine synthase-like
Exons: 9
Coding region: 58-1233 (391 amino acids)
Biological process (GO): S-adenosylmethionine biosynthetic process
Cellular component (GO): cytosol
Molecular function (GO): ATP binding; methionine adenosyltransferase activity
Source: RefSeq, a predicted model, not a curated record